Messenger RNA from Malassezia japonica, 1605 nucleotides. It is a transcript of the gene SWC4, whose product is annotated as swr complex subunit. The record is from RefSeq and is a predicted model, not a curated record. NCBI's taxonomy places the organism in Eukaryota, Fungi, Basidiomycota, Malasseziomycetes, Malasseziales, Malasseziaceae. The transcript has a single exon. Gene Ontology annotation, biological process: chromatin remodeling; DNA repair; negative regulation of transcription by RNA polymerase II. Gene Ontology annotation, molecular function: transcription corepressor activity. The coding region runs from base 1 to 1605 and encodes 534 amino acids. Gene Ontology annotation, cellular component: Swr1 complex; NuA4 histone acetyltransferase complex.
AUGAGCUCGAACGACGUGCGCGAUAUUCUGUCGCUGCCGAACCGGCCGGCGGGCGAUGCGGGCCCGAGCCGCGCGCCUGUGCGUGCUCCGCCUACGCUUCCUGGCGAUGCACGACCGAAGCAGCGUCCAGAGGGCAUGUCGCGCGAGCUGUACGCUUUGCUGGGGCCCAAUGCCCCCAGCCUGGUCAUGAGCUCGGGGCCGAACGGCGCGCUGGCGACGCUCGAGGGCAUUGAGAACUCGGGGUACAGCGGCCAGCAUGCGUUCCAGCCCAAGUUUGUGCGCAAGUCGAACGCGGCCGCGGUGCGGAAGUGGACCUGGGCGCCGUUUCGGAAUCCGUCGCGGAGCGAUACCCAGCAGAGCGAGUCGAUCGCUGAGCCGACGCAGAAUGGGCUCGUGCUGCACCACUGGCGCCCCCUCGCGCCGACAGAUGAGGGGGAUGAGAGCGAGGCGCGCCUCGAGGAGCAGUGGACGCCGUUCAACACCGCCUCGCACGUCUUUCACUACUCUGCCGAAGAAUACAACCAGCACCUGCGCGACGACGACUGGACCAAGGACGAGACGGACUACUUGGUGGAAAUGUGCGAGGCGUACGACCUGCGCUUUAUCGUGAUCGCCGACCGCUACGAGUGGCCCGGCAAAGAGCGCAGCAUCGAGGACCUCAAGUCGCGCUACUAUACCAUCGCCCGGCGUCUCUUGCGCGAGCGCAUCAGCAACGAGGACCUCGAGACGCGCCAGGCACAGCUCCAGACCUUUGCCUACGACCGCAACCAGGAAGUGGAGCGGAAAAAGGCGGUGGAAAAGCUCUUUACGCGCACGCCCGAGCAGCUCGCGGAAGAGGAGGCGCUCUACGUCGAGGCACGGCGCCUCGAACAGAACGAGGCCAAGUUCUCCAAGGAGCGCGACGAUCUCCUGCGCCUGCUCGGCGGCUGGGAGACGCUGCCGAACUGCACGAACCGCACCGUGGCCGCGACGGGCGCCGGCCUGCUCUGGACGCCGGGCCAGGCCGAGGUCGACGGGGAUACCAAGAAACGCCGCAAGACCGACGGCGGUGCAGGAACCCCGACUGGGAAGGCCAAGGCGGACCCCAAACAGGCCUUGUUCGAUGCGCAGCACUUUAUUACUCGCUUUACGCCCAAUGCGCCCAAUGUGCUCCGCACCCCUUAUCCGAAUCUGAUCGGCACGCCCUCGGCGCUGCCACCUGUGGCGGGCGCGGGGGUGCACACCGCCCAGAACACCAAGGCGGAGAGCAACGCGCACCACGGCGCCUACCUGCGCUCGAUGCGUAUGCUCACCUUCCGCCCGAACCAGUACACGCGUGCGAUCCAGGCGCUUGCCGAGCUCCAUCCACCGAUUGGCUCGCGCUUGGUGUACCCGACGGCGACCAACGUCGAAAAGUGGGAGACGCUGCUGGGCGCGGUCGCCGGCGGCCUCGAGAUGAAGAAGCAGCUCGACCGUGUCGAAGCCGAAUACAAGAUCGCGCAGGCGCGGCUCGAGGCCUUGUCGUCCGGCAACCCGCUUCCGCCCCCGACCGAGGAGGUGAAGCAGGAGGCAGAGCCGGCCGCCAUGUCGGUCGACACGCCACAGCCGCCUGCGCUGGCGCCCUGA